Messenger RNA from Rhopalosiphum padi (bird cherry-oat aphid), 1964 nucleotides. RefSeq lists its product as uncharacterized. The coding region runs from base 409 to 1656 and encodes 415 amino acids. The transcript is spliced from 4 exons. Gene Ontology annotation, biological process: sensory perception of taste. Lineage: Eukaryota; Metazoa; Arthropoda; Insecta; Hemiptera; Aphididae. Gene Ontology annotation, cellular component: axon; membrane; neuronal cell body. The record is from RefSeq and is a predicted model, not a curated record.
UCGAAUAUCGUUAGGAUUAGUUUGAAAAUAUAAUACUUGAGAAAUAUAAUGUAAGUAUCAAACGUCAAGUUGAGUAGGUGUAUAUUUUAUGUUUUUUUUUAACUUAAUAAAGUAUUCAUAUUUUGCUUUUAGUAAAGGGCUUAGGGAUCAAAAAGUCUGAAUAUGUCGAUAUAGGUAUGUAUAUAUAUAUAAUAGAAAUAAAACGAAACAUUAUUAAAUGCCACAAAGUCUCAAUCAAAUCGGACACCUCUGACUAAACGUAGUUAUACUCGCGGUCACCUAUAUAUUACAUUAUUGGCAUUUGCUAUAUUAUUUUAUAUAAUCCGCAGGUAUAUAGGGCCAAAUACCAAUUAUUGGCGCUGUAUAUUAUAAAAUAGAUAUUUCGAAAGUCGUCCACUAUAAUAAUAAAUGGUAAUAAAUAAUAAUAAAUUGUUGACUUAUUGGCCCAUCGCGUUGUUUUGGAGGACGUUCGGUGUAUUCCCGGCAAACAUGCUGGACAACAACCCGAACAGUAACACGUUACUGCCGAUACUUUUCACCGUGCUGCUGUCAGCGUCAUGCGUUUACGUGUUGAUCGUCGGACCGGCGGUCGUCUGCCGGAUCGGCGAUAAGUGCAGCAGCGAGUCGGUCAGGAUUCUGAAGGAAAUGUACCCAAACAUAGCGAACAUGACGUCGGUACUGUCGAGGAUAUCUCUGUCGUACUCGGUGACGAUGGGAUUCGAAAAGUACAGGGAGACUAUGGAGUGCUACGAGACGUAUUCGCCAACGACGGCAACCGAUGCCGCUCAAUACCGCGUGUUCACGGCCACAGCCGUGUGCGCGUGCUUACUGCUGGUCGUGCCUGUCAACGUUCUGCGAUUGUGGAUGCUGUGGACGCCAGACGGCGACAAUCCCGCGUUGAUGCAGGGGGUCGUCUUUUACGUGUUCAUCUACAUCCAAAACGUGACCAUGUGCUGUUCGGAGACGCAGUUCGUGCAGCAGUGUUUCAUGUUGUACUGCAAGCUGAAGACGGUCAACGACGACGUUGCUGAGCUAGGUGGUUCCGCAGGGUUGGCGCGUUUUUCGAGACACUCACUACAUGAGAAUGCUGCCGCAACACCCGAUGCACCCGGCAUUGCAGUAGCGGCGAAGGAUGCGUCGGACAGCGUCAUGGCGACGGCCGAUGCCGUCGAAACACUGCGGAUCAGACACUGGCUGCUGCGCGAAUCCAUCGGCUGUCUGAACCGUCUGUUUGGCGUGCAGCUGGGCAUGUCAGUGUGCGCCUUAUGCGUGAUGUCAUUUUUCGACAUCUAUUACGAGACGUUUCAUGUGAUGGGCAAAUACGCCAUGUCUGGCCUCAUCGUAUACUGCUGGAUGCUGCACUACGCAGUGCGGUACAUGGGCAUAAUCCUGAUGUGUCAUUACACCACGAAGCAGGCUAUUUACACUAAGACACUUAUAGCAAACUUAAAAAGUAAUUGCUUGGAUUGUAGUAUAAAUCAAGAGUUACAUUUGUUUUUGGAUCAGCUUUCUCAUAGUUCUGUCGAAUUCACAGCAUGCGAUGUAUUUACAUUAAAUAUACGUCUAAUUAUUUCAACUUUUGCUGCGGGUUUAACUUAUCUAGUCAUUUUGAUACAAUACCAGACAAACAUGAAAAGCUCCACGUAUACAGAUUAAAACUAUAUCAACUUGGUACCAUUAACUACCUAAUAACUAUAGACUAUGUAAAAUAAUACAUUAUUUUAUAGUUUUGUAAAUUAAAUUUAAUGAUGUAUUAAGUUAGUAAGUACUGUCAGUACUGAGUAAUGAGUGUAUUAUAUAUUAUUAUAUGUAUAAUUGUAAUCUAGGUGCCUAUUAACAAUACUUUAUAAAUUAUAACUGUAGUACACUGUUACAAUAAUAUAAGGUACCUAUUUAUGUAUUUAAAAUUCAACGAAAUAUCUUGUAAAAAUACAAUAAUUGAUCAUUUAAUUUAUAUAGUUAUA